GUGGGAUCAAGGUCUUCAGCCUUAGCAGGGGGAGCCUCUGCCGGGACCCCUUCGUUCCCGAGACCCUCAGUCAGCGUCUCCUCCCAAGAGGGUCCCCUCCACCCAGAAUGUCCUCCCCUGGGGGAGACCACUCUGUCUGCGGGCCCCCUCCCACAGGAGGGCCCCUCUUCCUCAAGGUGAACCUCUGUCCCCGAUACCCGCUCCCAAGACCGAGACCUUGUUACGGCCCCACCCUCCACAGGCCCCUUACCCCCCGGAUCCCCUCCCCUGGGGGAGACCCCUCUGUCCGCGGGCACCCUCCUAUAGGACGCGCCCCUCUUUCUCAGGGUGAACCUCUGGUUCCCGAUACCCGCUCCCAAGACCGAGACCCUGUUACGGCCACAUCAACACAGGUCCCCCUCCCCCCGGCGUCCCCUCCCCUCGGAGGAGCCCCGUCUGCGACGCUUCCCAGUCAAUCACCCCCAGCAUCCCUCCCCGCUCUCACCCAGAACUUCCGCCGCGCCCCCUCCCCUCAGGCGGGACUUCCGCCGGCGCCCCCUCCCCCGCGGCGCCGUCUCCUCCUCCCGCCUGAGGCGAGUCUGGGCUCAGCCUAGAGCUCUCCCGCCGCGGCGCAGCUUCAGGGCAGCGCGGGCUGCAGCGGCGGCGGCGGUUAGGGCUGUGUAGGGCAAGGCCUCCCCCUUCCUCCUCCCAUCCUACUCCUCCCUCCUCGCCAUCCUCCCCCUUCGUCCUCCUCGCCUUCCUCCUCCUCGUCAGGCUCGGCCCAGCUGUGAGCGGCAAGAUGGCGGCGCCCAGGCCGCCGCCUGCCAGGCUGUCGGGCGUCAUGGUGCCGGCGCCCAUCCAAGACUUGGAGGCCCUGCGCGCGCUCACGGCGCUCUUCAAAGAGCAGCGGAACCGAGAAACAGCACCCAGGACUAUCUUCCAAAGAGUUCUGGAUAUCCUAAAGAAAUCUUCUCAUGCUGUUGAGCUUGCCUGCAGAGAUCCAUCCCAAGUGGAAAACCUGGCUUCCAGUCUGCAGUUAAUAACAGAAUGCUUCAGGUGUCUUCGCAAUGCUUGCAUAGAGUGUUCUGUGAACCAGAAUUCAAUCAGGAACUUGGAUACGAUUGGUGUUGCUGUUGAUUUGAUUCUUCUGUUUCGUGAACUGCGAGUGGAACAGGAAUCUCUGUUGACAGCUUUUCGCUGUGGCCUGCAGUUUUUAGGCAACAUUGCCUCACGGAAUGAAGAUUCCCAGUCUAUUGUUUGGGUGCAUGCUUUCCCAGAACUGUUUUUGUCUUGCUUAAAUCAUCCGGACAAAAAAAUUGUUGCCUACUCUUCAAUGAUUUUGUUUACAUCCCUUAAUCAUGAAAGAAUGAAAGAACUGGAGGAAAACCUCAAUAUUGCAAUUGAUGUCAUAGAUGCUUACCAAAAACAUCCUGAAUCAGAAUGGCCGUUCUUGAUUAUUACAGACCUCUUUCUGAAAAGCCCGGAAUUGGUACAAGCCAUGUUUCCCAAACUGAACAAUCAAGAAAGAGUUACACUGUUAGACCUUAUGAUAGCCAAGAUAACGAGUGAUGAGCCACUCACCAAGGAUGACAUCCCUGUGUUUUUGCGGCAUGCUGAGUUGAUUGCAAGCACCUUUGUGGAUCAGUGCAAGACUGUGCUCAAGCUGGCCUCUGAGGAGCCUCCUGAUGAUGAGGAGGCACUGGCUACAAUUAGGCUUCUCGACGUCCUGUGCGAAAUGACUGCGAAUACCGAGCUGCUCGGCUAUCUGCAGGUUUUCCCUGGCUUGCUGGAAAGAGUGAUUGAUCUUUUACGGGUGAUUCAUGUAGCUGGAAAAGAAACCACAAACAUCUUCAGUAAUUGUGGUUGCGUGAGAGCAGAAGGUGACAUCUCCAAUGUGGCUGAUGGGUUUAAGUCUCAUCUCAUUCGUCUGAUUGGAAAUCUGUGUUACAAGAAUAAAGAUAACCAAGACAAGGUUCAUAUAAUAUAUAAAAUGCAUUUCUGUUCCAAGAAAAAUACAAGUGGUAAACAGUUGGGAGAGAGCUUGCAUAUUUUCCUUUAUUGUCCUGUCUGAAGAUUAAUGCAUUCAGCUAUGUUCAGCCUCACGUUUAACCA
This is a messenger RNA of Pan troglodytes (chimpanzee), 2091 nucleotides long. It is a transcript of the gene ATXN10, whose product is annotated as ataxin 10. Gene Ontology annotation, biological process: neuron projection development. The transcript has 10 exons. NCBI's taxonomy places the organism in Eukaryota, Metazoa, Chordata, Mammalia, Primates, Hominidae. Gene Ontology annotation, cellular component: cytosol. The record is from RefSeq and is a predicted model, not a curated record. Bases 779 to 2050 code for a protein of 423 amino acids.